AAUGAAAUUGCUUACGAUUCCAUUGGCUAUAUAUACCCGUGCCAUCUCUCUUUUAUUUCAAGACAACGUACUGUUCCAUCCUUGCCUAGUAGCUCUGUCUCCGAGUUUUCCACUGUUUGUCUCCUUCAAGUUCUUCUUUUUUGGUAUUGCUUCACUUAUCUAGAGUUUUAAGGACUCCAUGGCGAAUGGGCAGAUGGUGAAAUACGGUCAAUUUGGUAGGAGAGAACUUAAUUGGAAUCUCGGAAGUUACGAUACAAUAAGAGGAUUAACUAUAUACGCUAAAGAAGCAGUUUUUGGUAUGAUAAUUGUGCAUGAUGAUAAAGGAAAACCAGUAUCAGAAAAGGUGCCAGUACCGCCAUCAUCGCAAAGUGGGCAUGACACUAAAUUAAAGACUGCACAUACAUACAAGGUGGAAUUAAACUAUCCUACCGAGUAUCUCGUCUCAAUAUCAGGAUGUAUUGGGGACCUUGAUGGAUUUUUUUGUGUGAAAUCUCUCACAAUACAUAGCAAUGUCAGGCAAUAUGGACCAUAUGGUACAGAAGAUGGAGGUCGUUUUAUGACCCCGUUAACUGGGGUUAAGAUUGUUGGAUUCUUUGGAAGGCAGGGUAGUUAUUUGGAUGCAAUUGGAGUAAACAUUAUUCCAUUCCAAACUAAAGUACCUGUUGGUCCAUUUGGAACUAGUGGUGGGCAACAGUGGGAUGACGGAACUUACAGCACAGUAAGGGAAUUAAUCAUACAUUCCGGAAUGGUAAUUGAUUGCAUCCAAGUUGUAUAUGAUAAUGAAGGAAAAAGAAUAUUGGGAGAAAAGCAUGGUACUGCCGGCGGACAAGAAAACAAGGUUACAUUAGCCUACCCGGAUGAAUUUUUGCUUUCAGUUUGGGGGUACUAUGGACAAGUAGGUGACAUGGUUGUUAUCCGAUCGCUUGGAUUUCAAAGCAACAAAAGAAUGAUUGGACCGUUUGGCGUGGAGAGUGGAGAGAAAUUUCAAUCCUCAUCAACUUGUGGCAAGAUCAUUGGAUUUUAUGGAAGGUCUGAUAAGUACCUCUCUUCAAUUGGAGCAUAUCUCGACAAGUGAGGAUAAAAUUUAGACAAUGAUCAUGAGCCACCUUUUACUAGUCUUUUAAUCAUUUAUAAUUUAACUGCAUUUGUAUUCAAUGCAGUUACAAUAAUGGAUGCUCUGUGUUGUCCUUUAAGUUUGGUGAAAAGAGGUUAAGGCAACACAAACUUGUGUCUGUGUGUGAUUUCAAGUAAUUUUCGUGUUUUCAUGUGUGCUAAGUGUGAAAGUUUGGAUUGGUUAUGUAUUUUGUUAAACUAUGUCACUCCAGUGAUAAGAGGUGGUAUAUUAUCUCUGGGGUUGUUAUAAUAAAUUGGUGGUUCUUUUGCAAAAGAA
Molecule: messenger RNA, 1390 nt
Organism: Cornus florida
Lineage: Eukaryota; Viridiplantae; Streptophyta; Magnoliopsida; Cornales; Cornaceae
Product: mannose/glucose-specific lectin-like
Exons: 4
Coding region: 179-1075 (298 amino acids)
Molecular function (GO): carbohydrate binding
Source: RefSeq, a predicted model, not a curated record